Cimex lectularius (bed bug) is the source of this 1044-nucleotide messenger RNA. RefSeq names its product lysozyme-like. The record is from RefSeq and is a predicted model, not a curated record. The transcript has a single exon. The coding region runs from base 371 to 907 and encodes 178 amino acids. Lineage: Eukaryota; Metazoa; Arthropoda; Insecta; Hemiptera; Cimicidae.
UUGUUUGUUUCUAAUAUUGAAUGUUUAUCGGCAUUUACUGUUUACUCGUGUAACAAUAAAAUAAAAUAAAAACCCAACAAUUUGUAGUCGGUGAAGAUGGUUAGUUUAAAAGUUUUUUUUAUCACUCUACGAGGUUUAAGGCCAUUGAACGUUAAAUGACGAAAUAGUCUAGACAAGAACGUUAAUGACAUCUCAUGGAAACUUUUGUUUCAAUAUAAUAACACUAUUGUAUCAUUUGGAUAUUUAAAUUUGACAGUAUCUUGCAAAUAAAAAGCGAAACCCGGCAGCAUCAUUUGAAUAACUACCGAGAACGAGUGGGAGGCCUUGAAGUGGGUUAAACUAAAGGAAGGAGGAGCAGUUGGCUAUAAAGAUGUUUGCCUUAAGCUCCCAAGAGUCAGUAGGAAGGAUGUUUGCAUUCCUCGUAUCAUUUCUUCUCCUCGGUUCCACCCUCGCGAAGGUGUUCACACCCUGCGAAUUGGCCGAAGUGCUUAGGGAAACUGGGAAAGUGCCUGAAGAACAGAUUUCGACUUGGGUCUGCAUAGCGCGGUACGAGUCGGAAUUCAACAGCUCCGCAGUGGGCUCGCAGAACGGCGACGGCAGCAACGACCACGGCAUUUUCCAGAUCAGCGACAAAUACUGGUGUUCGCCCGAGGGUUACGCCUGCAACGUCUCCUGCGAACAGCUCACAGAUGAUGACCUGACAGACGACGUCAAAUGUGCUCGGAGGAUAUACAGACAGCACCAGCGCCUGCAAGGGGACGGAUUCAAAGCUUGGGCAGUUUAUCAGAGGAUGUGCUCCGGUGAUACCUCUAAAUUCAUCAAUAACUGUUCUGAAGACAAAAAACCUAAGGAGAACAAUAUUGACACUAAAGAAACCAAAAAGCGGUCUCUUUUUUGGCCAUUUUAAUUUAAAUAAACCAAUUAUUUAUUUAUGAUGAGUUACUGUUAUUUUACAAAACUGGUUUCAAUUUUUUUUAGGAUUUAAACUACAAAAAUAUGUAGAAUGAAAAAGUAUUAAAGUAAGCUCAAGCUUUCUUGCACUUU